CGAUCAGUGUGAAAGUGCGUCUGUCUUUCCGUCUAUUUGGAUAAAACAAGCAGCGUUUUGUAUUUUCAGGAUAUUUUCGAGAUGAAUGUGAAAAGCUUCGGGAAAUAACUCAAGAACAAAUAAAAUGGACUACAGACUGCUAUUAACAAACACAUUGGAAUGUAAUUCAGUCUUGACUAAACACUUUGCUGACUUUUUGUCCUUUUGACAUUUGAGCAUGGAUUAUCCUAUCUGGUUAUGUGUGUGUUUCUCGUGGGCAUUCCUCAAGCAGAGUCUCUCGAUGAAAGAGUCUUGCUUGAAUGGAACUCUUCUGAUGAAUGUCGUUUUGCUGGAUGACGACGUGUCGCCCUGGAGUAUCAAUUUUGUGAAGCCCGCAGUGAUGAGAGCUGUUGAAUCUGAUUCUGAGAUCAACUUUAAAAAUGGUGUGAAUUUAUCAGUCAGCUUCAGAGGGUUUCAGACCAUCUACUACCAGAAAACAGGCUGCAGCAGUAGCGCCUGCGAAGGAGUUGAAAUUUUAAAUGAUCUUGCGAAUGCUGGAGAAGAGGGAUGUGCUCUGCUGGGACCGACCUGCACAUAUGCCACUUUUCAAAUGGCAGAUCUGGAGAUCGGUCUGAACCUCAAUAUGCCCAUCAUCUCAGCGGGAAGCUUUGGUUUGUCUUGUGACUUGAAGAGAGAUCUGACUCGUCUCCUGCCUCCAGCCAGAAAAAUCUCCAGCUUCUUCAUCAACUUUUGGAAAUUUCAUGACAAAGUUAAACCUAAGUGGGAAACAGCGUACUUAUACAAGAAACCGGAUAACACAGAGGACUGUUUCUGGUAUAUAAAUGCUCUUGAGGUGUCCAAUGGUGGUUUUUCCCCCAGUUUGCAGGAAAUUGAGGUUAUACGAAAAGAGGAUGACCUCACUAAAGCUAUAGCCAAGCAUAACCGGCAGAGUAACUUGUUCAUUUUAUGUGGGACACCUGAUGACAUCAGGGGUCUGAAGAACGGCACUACAGACUAUGAUAGUGAAAUUGCUUUUCUUCUUAUUGACCUUUACAAUGAUGUCUAUUAUAAAGGGCCAUCUAACACUUUUAUGAGGAAUGUUUUGGUCCUCACAAUGCCCAACACAAGACAAUACACCAUUGACACUUCUGGAAACAAUACGAUGAAUGAUUAUAUUGCAGCGUAUCAUGAUGCUGUGCUGCUGUUUGGUCAGGUGAUGAGGAACAUCCAGAAAACUGGCUCCUUAGAUAUUCAGGAUAUGGACUCAGUCAGCAUGAACUACUUUAGAAAUGUCUCUUUCGAAGGUAUUGCUGGAGAAUAUCAACUGGAUCAGCAUGGGGACAGGGACUUGAUGUUUUCUUUGAUCUACACUAACAAUAAUAAUCAGUACAACAUUCUUUACCAGUUCAACACUUCCACCAACAGAACACUACUAGAGGACAGCAGUCCCUCCUUCAUUUGGCAGACUCGUCUGCCUAACGACAGUCCAUCCAAAGGUCUCUCAGUCAUUGAGAUCAUCGUCAUAGUGUUCUGUACUGUUAUCGGCAUCAUGGGUACACUUGCCUUCAUCUUUUACUGGCAAAACAGGUAUUACCAUCACAUGCAGAAGCGAUGGUCUCACAUUUCAUCACAGCUCAUUACACCUUUAGAGUUAAAUGAGUGGAACAUGAUCUCUCUGAAGAUUGAGGAAGAUUCUACAGAAAACAGUACCUACAUUCUACGCCGUGCACGUUAUGAUAAAAAGAUUGUUAUCCUAAAGGAGUUCAGACUCACAGAUGGAAGCUUCACUGAAAAACAGAGGAUAGAGCUCAACACGCUCUUGAAAAUUGAUUAUUGCAAUCUGACCAAAUUCUAUGGGACAGUCAAAUUUGACAAUGAGUAUUUUGGUGUGUUUGAAUACGGGGAGAGAGGAUCUCUUAGAUAUGUGCUUGAUGAUAAGAUUUCAUACCCUGAAGAGACCUUCAUGGACUGGCAGUUUAAGAUCUCUGUCAUGUAUGACAUUGCAAAGGGCAUGUCUUAUCUCCACACAAGCAAUAUUGCCGUUCAUGGACGCCUUAAAUCCACUAACUGCGUGGUUGACAACCGUAUGGUGGUGAAGAUUGCAGACUUUGGCUUCAACACAAUUCUCAGUCCCAGUGAAGAUUUGUGGACGGCCCCUGAACACUUGAGGAAGCCGGGCAUCUCCCAGAAAGGAGAUGUGUACAGUUUCGCCAUUAUAUCACAGGAGAUCAUGAUGAGGAAGUGCACAUUCUACACAAACACCUGCUCUGAUCGUGCUGAGAAACUGGCCAGAGUGCAAUACCCUAGUACAACCUCGUUCUUCAGGCCUGAUCUAAACCUUGAGAGCACCAGUGAAAGCGAAGAAGAGGUGUGCAUGCUGAUCAGAAAUUGUUGGGACGAGGACCCAGACAGAAGACCAGACUUCAAGAAGAUAGAAAUCGCUCUAUGGAAGAUUGUCAGUCGGGACAACCAGGAGCAUGAGAGCUACAUGGAGAAUCUGAUCCGCCGGCUGCAGAUGUAUUCCCGUAAUCUGGAGCGGCUGGUUGAGGAACGCACAGCUCUGUACAAGGCGGAGAGAGACCGAGCCGACUGUCUAAACUUCAUGCUUCUGCCUGGGCCUGUUGUUCGCUCUCUGAAGGAAACGGGGAAAGUGGAGCCUGAGCUCUUUGAUGAGGUCACCAUCUACUUCAGUGACAUUGUGGGCUUCACCACAUUGUGCCACUUCAGCACACCCAUGGAGGUGGUGGACAUGCUCAAUGACAUCUACAAAAACUUCGACAGUAUCCUUGACAAUCAUGACGUCUAUAAGGUAGAGACGAUUGGGGAUGCGUACAUGGUGGUAUCUGGUCUUCCUCGACGCAACGGGAACAGGCAUGCUAAGGAUAUUUGCCUCAUGGCGCUGGACAUCUUGGCCUUUAUGGGCACAAUACAGUUGAGCCAUCUUCCUGGCAUCCCUGUGUGGAUCCGUAUCGGUGUGCAUUCAGGACCCUGUGCUGCUGGUGUUGUGGGAAUUAAGAUGCCCCGAUACUGCCUGUUUGGAGACACCGUCAAUACAGCAUCUCGUAUGGAGUCUACUGGUCUACCGCUACGAAUUCAUGUGAGUCAGUCAACUAUCAACAUUCUCCAGCGCACAGACUGCAAGUUUGAGUAUGAAGAAAGAGGAGAAACUUUCCUAAAGGGCAAAGGAAAAGAGAUGACUUACUGGCUUACAGGAGUAACAGGAGAAAACUAUAACCUGCCAACACCUCCAACAGCGGAAAACUUCCAGAAUCUGCAGCAGGACCUGUCUGAAAUGAUAAAGACGUGUCUGCAGAAGCGUCCGUCUGGCCUGUGGAGGAGGAAGACUCUGUCAGCACGUCACAGGAAGUUCAUGGUCGGAGUGGAAAUGGAGACCACAGAUCAGCCAGAGUAUCUUCACCUGGCCACCGGUGACUUUCUCAGCACAUACCUGUAAAACAGACCUGAACAACACACUGACACAUCUGCAUUUGGAUUUCAAUUCAAAUCCCAGCUGCAUGUAAAUACUGUAUAAAUGGAUUUAUAUUUUUUAAAAGGCAUUUAUACUAAUGUCUUCGGAUAGCCAACAUUAUUAGUUUCAUCAAGUCUUAUAUAGAACUUCAGUUCGAUAUUUAUUUCGACUAGUUGUGCUUUAUAAACUAAUCAGGCAAACCAGUAAGCUAAGCUUUAAUUACAGAUGCAUUACCAUUCAGUUAUAUAAAACUGUGGACAACAACUGCAGUGCAUCUGCUGCUAGUAUACUCUGUGACUGUCCGUGUAGCAUAAGUGUAUAACAGUAUGUUUUCAAUGAAAUAAUAAAUGCUUUACACAUGAAA
Danio aesculapii is the source of this 3812-nucleotide messenger RNA. It is a transcript of the gene gucy2cb, whose product is annotated as guanylate cyclase 2Cb. The transcript is spliced from 27 exons. Lineage: Eukaryota; Metazoa; Chordata; Actinopteri; Cypriniformes; Danionidae. The coding region runs from base 218 to 3433 and encodes 1071 amino acids. Gene Ontology annotation, molecular function: protein kinase activity; ATP binding; peptide receptor activity. Gene Ontology annotation, biological process: protein phosphorylation; intracellular signal transduction; cGMP biosynthetic process. The record is from RefSeq and is a predicted model, not a curated record.